AUGCAUGUGCCGUGCACUUACACACGGAUAGUUAACCUUCUGUUGCCUGUCAUUGCUCGCGAGCGCGUCCUGGUUUUGUCGACGUUCAACGACUGCCGUGCGCCAUUCACCCAUUUUCUUUCUCCUCCUCCUGCUGCCCCUGUCCGGUCGCAUCACGAGAUCGCCCUCCUCCGUCGACUGUCCGCCGAUAUGAUGACACUCGUCGCAGACGCCACCGGCACUUGCGUGCUGCCAUUCGUCGCCUUCACUCUGGCUGCGUUCGCCCUGGCCUUCGUCGUCCGAGCCGUCUACGACGUCUACUUCCACCCCCUGAGUCGCAUCCCAGGUCCGAAGAUAACGGCCUGCAGCAGACUGCCGUACGUCCACAUCCUCCUUCGCGGCGACCUCGUCCGCUGGCUUCACCGGCUGCACGAGCAGUACGGUGAGGUGGUCCGCAUCGCCCCCGAUGAAGUCUCCUUCAUUUCCGAUGCCUGGCAGGACAUCUACGGCGUCCACCACGGGGAAAGGGCGGCCAAGGGAUCCUAUCUCAAGGACCGCCGUUGGUUCGCCGAACCGUACAACGAUACCUGGUCCAUUCUCCAGGCCGACGCCGAGGCCCACCCUAGGAUGAGAAAGAUGAUCGCCCCGGCCUUCUCCGACAAGGCCUUGCGGGACCAAGAGUCCUUGAUCCAGCAGUAUGUCGAACUAUUUGUUCGGAGGCUUCACGAGCAGGCUGAAGGCGAACCAAAGGGCGUCGUCGACCUUGUCAGGUGGUUCAACUUUUUCACCUUUGACAUCAUCGCCGACAUGACGUUCGGCGAGUCCUUUCACUGCCUGCGGGACAGCGACUACCAUCCCUGGGUCCGCAUGCUCUUCCAUUCCGUCAGGGCCAUUUCUCUCAACAGCGCCAUCCGCCGCUACCCCAUCUUCCAGGCCAUGGUCAAACGUCUGGCGCCCAAGAACCUGCUCGAGCAACGGAAAAAGUUCAACAUGUUCGUCUUCGACCGCGUCGGCAAGCGCCUGUCAUCGGAGCCCGCCCACCCCGAUCUCAUGUCGCACAUACAGAAGCACAAGGAUAAGCCAAAGGGCCUCAACAGGGACGAGAUCGACAGCAACGCCAACGUUUUGCUCGUCGCCGGAAGCGAGACUACCGCGACGACCCUAUCUGGCUGUGCCUACCUUCUCAUGUCCAAUCCGGAAAAGCUGAAGAAGCUCACGCACGAGGUCCGCACCAGGUUUGACCACCCGUCCGAGGUCACCAUCAAGGCAGUCAGCAGCAUGCCCUACCUUCACGCCGCCCUGACGGAAGCCUUACGCAUGUAUCCUCCGAACGCCGCCGGCUUUAUGCGCAUCGUUCCCGGCAAGGGCGACUUCAUCGGUGGGCAUUGGAUACCGGGAGGGACAUCCGUCUCCAUCUCUCAAUGGCCCGCCAACCACUCCACCCGCAACUUUGUAGAGCCGUUUACCUUUGCCCCCGAGCGUUUCUUGGGAGAUGACCGCUACGAGAAAGACAAUAGGGCUAUCCUGAACCCCUUUUCCUUUGGGCCCCGAAACUGUCUCGGCAAAUCACUUGCCAACGUCGAGAUGAGACUCAUAAUGACGAGGCUUCUCUUGGACUUUGACAUGGAGUUGAUGGACCCCGCUCAGGAUUGGAUGGAUCAGAAGGCAUUCACGUUGUGGGAAAAGUUGCCACUAAUGGUUCGGCUGAAGCCAGUACGCAAGUAUAACCCCCCGAGCUGA
Drechmeria coniospora is the source of this 1719-nucleotide messenger RNA. RefSeq lists its product as uncharacterized. The coding region runs from base 1 to 1719 and encodes 572 amino acids. Gene Ontology annotation, molecular function: monooxygenase activity; oxidoreductase activity, acting on paired donors, with incorporation or reduction of molecular oxygen; heme binding. The transcript is spliced from 5 exons. NCBI's taxonomy places the organism in Eukaryota, Fungi, Ascomycota, Sordariomycetes, Hypocreales, Ophiocordycipitaceae. The record is from RefSeq and is a predicted model, not a curated record.